Messenger RNA from Protopterus annectens (West African lungfish), 1674 nucleotides. RefSeq names its product membrane primary amine oxidase-like. Gene Ontology annotation, cellular component: plasma membrane. The transcript has a single exon. The coding region runs from base 70 to 1668 and encodes 532 amino acids. Lineage: Eukaryota; Metazoa; Chordata; Ceratodontiformes; Protopteridae. Gene Ontology annotation, biological process: amine metabolic process. Gene Ontology annotation, molecular function: copper ion binding; primary methylamine oxidase activity; quinone binding. The record is from RefSeq and is a predicted model, not a curated record.
CUGCCGCAGAGGUCUUACUGGAAGACCUUGAGCAGUAUUGUUUUGUAAUCGGUCACAUUUACAGCCAAAAUGAAUCCCAAAAUUCUGUCAGUAUUACUACUGCUUGCUCUGGUAACAAUUGUAGUUUUGAUCUGCAUUUUGAUGUCAGGAAAAACGUCUAAAAAUGCUCCUUGGACGGCAGAGUCACCGAGCACUGUCUAUCCAAAACAUGAUGAGAAGAGCAAGAUCUUCUCUGAUCUUAGUUCCUCUGAGCUGCAGACUGUGGAGAACUAUCUCAAGAGGCAGAUUGGGAUGAAUCUAGUGAAUGUUUUCUUCGCAAAUCCCUCAGACAAUUACAUCUACUUGAUUGAACUGGAGCUUCCCAAGAAAAGGGAAGCCUUGGAAUACUUAGAUAUGGAGGGACCCAAACCUGUGAGGGAGGCCCGGGCUGUGGUUGUCUUUGGGGCUGUGCACCCCCCGAACGUUACAGAAUAUGUGGUUGGCCCACUACCAAACCCGGCUUACCACAUGGAUGUCACACGGAAUAAGUAUAACCCUAUACAUUUUAAUGCCAGACCAGUGCUUGUAAAUGAAUACCAGCAGAUCGCAUCCACUAUCAAUGAUGAAUUCGCUAAAGCACCGCGAACCAUGAAUGAUACGUUUGGUGCAGACUGGCGUAAGCUCGCUCGCAUGACCGCAGGACCGAGAGGGUUCCGUUCGGGAGACCGGAUAAGUUGGUUUGUUAUUUUCCAAAACGUAAGCGGGUUUUUUCUACACCCUGUUGGUUUGGAAGUACUGGUUGAUCACAGUAGUUUGAAUCUGUCGGAAUGGAGCGUUAAGAAAGUGUUUUACUGUGGCCAGUAUUUUAAUGGCAUGAGGGAGGUAGAAGCACAUCAUAUUAACGGCACUCUCCCCCUAAAUAAAUUUAAGCAGGUCCAUUUCGAGUACGAAAAUUAUGCAUCAUUAAAACCCAAAAAGAAGCACACAAGCUUGGCUCCUGUGCAAUUUCCUUUGCACGGUCUGAGGUACAGCGUUCAAGACAACCACGUCAUGUACUAUCGCUGGAGUUUUUCGUUUGGAGUCAGUCUGGUGUCGGGCAUGCGGUUGUUUGACAUCAGAUAUGAUUGGGUAAGAAUCGCUUAUGAACUGAGUGUACAAGAAGCAAUUGCAGUCUAUGGUUCGAAUACCCCAGCUUCUACCAUGAACCGUUACAUAGACGGAAGCCACGGGCUUGGCAGAUUUGCGCAUCAGUUAGUCAGAGGGGUUGACUGUCCAUACCUGGCAACAUAUGUAGACACAGAGGCAUGCAUAGAUCCAUUUAGCUUUCAAAAAACCCGAGACAGCAUCUGCAUUUUUGAAUACAACGCUGAGAUUCCGCUGAGGCGCCAUUUUUCAGAUUUAAAUUAUUUCAAUUAUGGAGGGCUGACAAACUCUGUAUUGGUUAUCAGAACAACAUCUACGGUGGCCAACUAUGAUUACAUCUGGGAUGUCAUAUUUUACCAAAAUGGAGCGAUAAAAUUUCAAGCACAUCCUACCGGUUACAUAUCCACUGCAUACUUCUAUGGGGAUAACGCGAAAUAUGGACACAGAGUUGGGGAGACCUCUUUAGGGGUAAUCCAUACUCACUCAAUGCACUUUAAGGCAGACUUGGAUAUUGCAGGUAGGCCUGUUAACACUGCUUAUUCGUAAAACUAC